Messenger RNA from Fragaria vesca subsp. vesca, 2075 nucleotides. RefSeq lists its product as uncharacterized. Gene Ontology annotation, cellular component: plasma membrane. The transcript has 6 exons. The coding region runs from base 160 to 1071 and encodes 303 amino acids. The record is from RefSeq and is a predicted model, not a curated record. Gene Ontology annotation, biological process: G protein-coupled receptor signaling pathway. Gene Ontology annotation, molecular function: G protein-coupled receptor activity. Lineage: Eukaryota; Viridiplantae; Streptophyta; Magnoliopsida; Rosales; Rosaceae.
CGGUCAUACAAAUUCAGACGACAACGUGAUCACUCUCUCCUCCCAUUUCUUCCAAACCCAAAACCAACAAAAUCCCAAUUCUCCAAAUCCUAGGGUUUCGAUUUUCGAAUCGAAUCCCCCAAUUUCCCAAAUCCCUAAUUUCCCACCUGAAAUGCGCUAAUGGCAGCUCCGGUCCCGCACCCUCUGCUCCCAAUUCCACUCCCGCAGGCCCCAAAUUCAACCCUAGGCGAACCCAUUUCGGGUCACAGAUUGUACAGCUGGCUGGGUCAGUGCCAUGGGCUCUGGCACAACGUGGCGCUCAUCAUGUCCUCGCUUCUCUUUGCUCUCUACUUGGGCUAUCAAUCCAGGAAGAGCUUUUCGAAGCUAUCUCAUGGCCGCUCGUAUAUCAUGAUGGCCUACUACGGCUGCCUCUGGCUCGUUAGCUUGCUCAAUCUCGCUUGGUGCUUUCUUCAGGCAUGGGAAUGCACACCUGAUAAAGAACUGGCAUGGAAUGUCUUAUCUUUGUUUACAACUUCCGGAAUGUUAUUUUUGGAAGUAAGCUUGCUGGCAUUUUUACUCCAAGGGAAUUAUGCAAGUGGACUGGAAGCGUUGACACGAACAUUUGUUGUCUCAGGAAUCCUUGUUGGUGUGGAUAUACUUCUGAAGGCAAUUUAUAUGUUUGGAUUUGGAAUUCCGCUGUUUGUCGAUGACAAUGAUCAUACGCAUCGGAUGAAGUGGAACCUGUGGUCUGUCCAUAGGCUAGUACUUACUGCAGUUUAUGGUUUCAUAUUGUUCAUGUACCAUUCCAAGUGGAGAGACAGGUUACCUGCAAGACCUGCGUUCUACAACUAUACAGCUAUCAUGUUUCUGAUGAAUGUGCUGGCAUUGUUUGCUUGUGGACUCACGGGAAAUGGAGCUGGAUUUGCGUAUUGGUUAUAUGGGGCCACUAUUGUCUGUUACCAUGCCUUCUAUCUUCCUCUUUUAUAUGUAACAUUUCUAGCAGACUUCUUCCAGGAGGACGAUUUACAUUUGGAGAAUGUAUAUUAUUCAGAGAUGAAAGAUGCUGGGUUCUUUGAUGCUGAUUGGGAGUGAUGCAGCAACCACCAUAUUGAAGAUGGUCGUGCGUUCCAGAACUGAAGUCUUCUUGGCUGUAUAUAGAAGUCAAAUAUCCUUUUUCUGAUAAGUGAAGUCUGAUCGCAAAAUGCCUCAAUUGAAGUAAAUUUUGUUAGAGUUUUGUAGGAUGUUAUAUUGUAUACCGUGUUGCUUUUGCAAUCCCACAAGUACAUAAAUAUGUAUUUGAAAGAUUUCUGAUGGCAUGCUUUUGCUGCUUCGGUAAGCUUUCGUUGCGAGGCUCACUCCUUCCGAUUUCCUUAGCUGCACCUGCACUCUAUCUAUAAGUAGAGACCCAUAUCAAUGAAUAAGACUGUCAGAAUUCUCUUUAACUCUUUCUUCUCUCUGCGUUCUUCCUUCAACAUUUUCGUUGUAGACUCAGUUAAGGAGUCCGAAACUUGUCGUUUCCAAGUUCCUAAAGUAAUUUGAUUCCAUACAGGCAUACAUAUUAUACCGUCUUUUCAGUUGGUUUUAGGUUUCAUACAACUGACCAAGAAUUGUUAGGGAACUACUAUUACCUUCGCCACAAAGUUUCCGGAGAACCAUUCAAGUACGAGACACAAAUCAAAAGCUUUGAUCUUUGUGGCAAGACAGAGCCAUGGGAAAUUUGGACAGAGUUUGGUCUUUGGAGGACCUGGACAAGACGAAAGUGAAGACCUGUAUUUCUUUAGCAAACCAAAGAAGUUGAGUGACUCGGCGUCUGUGUAUGCUUGAAGGUGGUUCUGGGACCUGGAGACGAAAGGACGAAGGGGUCACCAUAUUUGAUUCCAAGAUUAAGAAGAGGGUGUAAGGGAGAUGUAAUGAGAAUAAUGAAUCUGUUCAAGACCGUUGCUGGAUCAUGCAUGAGUUUAGUGUUCCUCCUUAAAGGACUAGCAAGCUUCCUCAUGAAUAUGUGCUCUGCCGAAUCCGAGUCAAUGCUGAUAAAAUGAGAAAGUUAGUUGCAAAGGAAGUGUCCCAAAAUCAUGUUGAUAAUGAGGCCAUUAAUC